CACAAACUCCUUAUCACUCUUUGAAAGAGUAAGGUGAAGUAACGGUUUAAACUUCUGAAAAUGGCCCGUGUGUUUAUGUCGUGUAAUGGGUCUACUGCACAAGAGGCAGAUGAAGACAGAAGCCUUACGAGAAGCAAAUUUCAGUACAGCGAAAAGACGGACCGGGAUGAAGCACAAUAUGGCGCCAUUUAUCUUCAGAUCCAGGAAGCCAACAAAGAGGCGGAUCAUUCUCUUGACUUCCUUUGUAGGGCGGUCGGGAUUCUAUGCAAUACACUGCUAGCCACAGUAUUCCUCGGCAUGUUGAUGGUCCUUCCUGUGGGCAUGAUUUCAGUCGGUGUUAAGUACCUCAGUGACUGUCCCAAACAGCCGAAAAUCCCCAUCUAUCUGUUGGUUGGUGGCUGUUUUGGCAUUUUGUUUCUGCUGGUGGUCAUAUGGAAGCAGAUUCAGUACCGAAGGUAUGACUCCAUGGAUGUGUUCUAUGAUGCUGAGGACGCCGACAGGAGCUCACGGCUCACAGACAUUGUGCUAGCUCUGUUCCAUGUCGUUUGGUUGGGAUUUGGGACCUACUGGGUGUUCGAGGUCUGGGAACCGAACUAUGAGCAACUCCUCCACGAACCUAACAACUGGUGUGAUAAAACUGUGUACCUGUUUGCCGUGUGUCAGAUCAUCGGCUGCUAUGCCCUGGUUUGUUUGGGGAGUGUUGUACUUUUUGCGCUCUGCAUCUGUUAUAAAUACACAGCUUGCUUCGAUACCAAGUGAUGUUGAGCAAACCCAUGGCGUCAAGGCGUGGAACUGGUCCAGGCGCCUUGUUGGGCUCGCCUAAAUGCCUCGCGUCGUCACAGCCAUGGGAUCACGUCUCAUCUCUCAUUGAUCCAACCCGAAAGACCGUCAACCAAAACAGUAUGCCAUUAGCUGUGAGGACAUCAACACUUACUCUGGGGCCGAUUUGUUGCCCUUUUCCCACCAU
Molecule: messenger RNA, 967 nt
Organism: Liolophura sinensis
Lineage: Eukaryota; Metazoa; Mollusca; Polyplacophora; Chitonida; Chitonidae
Product: transmembrane protein 272-like
Exons: 4
Coding region: 61-759 (232 amino acids)
Source: RefSeq, a predicted model, not a curated record